This is a messenger RNA of Doryrhamphus excisus (bluestripe pipefish), 5240 nucleotides long. RefSeq names its product aryl hydrocarbon receptor-like. The record is from RefSeq and is a predicted model, not a curated record. NCBI's taxonomy places the organism in Eukaryota, Metazoa, Chordata, Actinopteri, Syngnathiformes, Syngnathidae. Gene Ontology annotation, cellular component: nucleus; aryl hydrocarbon receptor complex. Gene Ontology annotation, molecular function: transcription cis-regulatory region binding; nuclear receptor activity; protein dimerization activity. Gene Ontology annotation, biological process: response to xenobiotic stimulus; regulation of transcription by RNA polymerase II; xenobiotic metabolic process.
CGUUAUGACCUGAACUUGUAUGACAUUCCCAUCAGCAGUGACUUAGCCCCCCUUCCCCCACUUGGUCCCGUCAGCCCAGUUCUGGUUGAUUUUGGUGAUGAGGAAGGUAGUUUGGUUAAUAUUGCCUGGACUUGAGUGGCCCCACCAGCAAAGCGGAACGACCUUCCUCCUCAUGUAAAUCCCAGCAGAACUGGGCUGAUGGGAGCAAAUGGGGGUAAAAGUCACCGCUGUCAUACAUGAUCACAUCAUAACAUCCCAACUAUCCUUUUAAGGGAAGCCAUCACACAUCAGCGAAAACACGGUCUUGUGUUUUCAUACAUUUUGGGUGCGAGUUUGUGUCUUCAACUGAACUAACGUACUUUUUUUGGAGAUGCUGAAGACAGGUUGGUCUUGAAUCAUCCUAAGGGUUAAUUCUCUAACUGUAGUAGAGUGAAGAUCGUACAAGUUGUCCUAAGCAGUGAAGCCAAUGUUGACACAGUUUAACUUAGGUAAAUGUUUGUAACACUGAAGGCAUGUUAGUCUUUCGCUAAUAUCAUAUAUGUUUUUGUAAACAAUGAGUCAAUAUUGAAGAUAGUCCCUUCAGUGAACCCGGAUGAUUCUGAUGACCUGAAUACAAAGUCUAAUCUUUAUGGAGCAAAGAAAAGAUCAUGUUUCACACUCCAGGAAGUUGUGUUUGAUUAACCUCAUCAAACUACUCAAGCGGUGGACUUCCUCAGCGGAAGCAGCAAAGUGCCCAAAAGUGGCUUUACUCUGGCUUCCUUGUCAUCAGAAUAGAGCGCUAUCAACUAAAGCCAUGUUGCUGUCAAAUGAAAGCUGUCACUAAAACGCGAGAAGCCGCCUUCCUACUUGUGUGACAACUCACCAUGGCAGCGCCGCUAGGUGGUCCAACACCACCACCAAUGGAAGGAAGAAAGGCAGAAGAUCUUUUUGCUGCUUCUUGUGACUUCUUACUGAGUCACACCAACGCCUGCUGAGGGUUGCACCUCUGCUGGUUACUUAUUAACCCAGCAACAACAGAAGUCUCACUGGCUUGAGAAGGCGCUGCUACUGGGGUUGGCCUGAAUUCAGUUGCUGCACUUUCAUUUCCUCGUUUCCUGAACAAAACUCAGCAAAAAAAAAAAACACUACCAGGAAACAUUUGAUUGUUUUAGCAACUCUUUGUGACUGCUGAUCCAGGGGGAGGAAUGUGUGAGGUCAAAGGGCGCUCGAGACAGCUGAUUGACUCUGUUCGCUUGAUGACAUUAACUUUUGCAGCAAUGCUCCAUGUUAAUAGCGGUGUGUUGCUCGAGGGCGGGCGGCAGUGUGAUUUCCCCCAACACCCUUGUCGCCCAGAAUUUCUGGUGGUAGUCCAGCUAGAGGUGAUAAUCGUGCAAGUGAAUAAUAUAUAACAUGGAGAAAAUAAAUUAGCAUCUUACAGAAUUCUACACCUUUUUAAAAUGCUUCUAGCCAUUGUUCAUAUUCUAUAAAAUGUGUUCAAAUUUGUGUUACACGGUGGAGGCCUCCGUUAUUCAGGGUGAAUGGCAUUGGUUUUGACCUGUCAUGAAUACCAACUGCCACUAGGGGCAGGUGUUAGUCAACACCGAUCAAACAGGAGGCAGGAAGGAGCGUCACUGUCGUAAAAUCGACCUGAAACAUUCCGUCGCUGCUGUGGCGUAAAUGUGCAUCUUAGACAAAACCGAAACGUUUACAACUAUUGUGUAAAUGGUGGCGUCGGGAUUAAUAUGUAUUUGUGACAUUUGUUUAUCUACGGGGACAAACAAAGGAAAAAGUUUUCACCAAUCACAGGCCGCGGCACAGCCUCGUCAUUUAGUAUCGGGUGACACGAUUGGUUGAAGCGGGAGGGGACCCUGUUGCGCACUCAAGAGCACAUCCACAGAAAAAGUUGGCGAGAUUUAAAAAAAUAUUUUUCUGCAAAAAUACCCCGCGUCUUGUAUUUGGAUUAUUUGCUCUUUUUGUCUCGAAGGAAGAAGCUCACAAAUGAGAAACUAAAGUCCGGCGUGCGUCAUGAUAAUCGGACAUCGACGCUAAAUGCGACUUUUAAAAGGCCUUCCUCCCCCGCUGGACCGAAGAGAAAGUUAGCCAAAAGCUGUGCGCCAUCAUGCUGGGAAAUGUCGGCGUUUACGCGGUGAAGAGGAGGAAGAAGCCCGUUCAGAAGAACGCCCCGCAACCGCCCACGAAGACCAACCCGUCCAAGCGGCACCGGGACCGGCUCAAUGUGGAGCUGGAACGCCUGACCAGCCUGCUGCCCUUUUCCGAGGAGAUCCGCGGCCGCCUGGACAAGCUGUCAGUGCUGCGGCUCAGUGUGGGAUACCUCAAGGUCAAGCACUACUUCCACGACGACCUACACAGCAAAAUUGCUGCGCUCCCUCCUGAUGCGCAGGCGGUGUCCCUGGAUGGCGUCAGGUUCUCUGAAGGCGAGCUCCUCCUGAAGUCUCUCUGCGGCUUCGUCUUGGUGGUGACGAGAGAUGGCACCGUCUUCUACGCGUCUCCCACCAUCCAGGACUUCCUGGGCUUCCAUCAGUCUGAUGUUGUGCAGCAGAGCGUGUUGGACCUGGUCCACGUUGACGACAGAGAGCUGUUCAGCUGCCAGCUACAGCUCGGCGUCCACCUCAGCGACACGCCAUCCCACGCCGGCUGCAGCGCUACCAGCAGCUCCAGUCUUCUUCCGCCGGAGGACUCCUUCUUCCUGGAGAGAAGUUUCUGCUGUCGCCUUCGCUGCCUCCUGGACAACACGUCUGGGUUCCUGGCUCUCAAGUUCUCCGGCCACCUGAAGUACCUGCAGGGCAAAGCCGAGGCUGACGGGAGUCCUCAGCUUGCUCUCUUCGCCAUCGCCACGCCUCUGCAGCCGCCCUCCGUAAUGGAGAUCCGCACCAAGACGCUAAUUUUCCAGACCAAACACCGGAUGGACUUUGGUCCCAUGGCCAUCGACACCAGGGGCAAGCUGGUGUUGGGCUUCUCUGAGACGGAGUUGAUCACCACCAGAUCGGGCUACCAGUUCAUCCACGCCGCUGACAUGAUGUACUGCGCCGACAACCACCUCAGGAUGAUCAAAACCGGAGACAGCGGCUUCACUUUCUUCCGUCUGCUCACCAAGGCAGGACGGUGGUUGUGGGUUCAGGCCAAUGCCAGGGUUGUCUUCAAGGACGGAAGGCCCGACUUCAUCAUCGCUAGGCAGAAGCCUCUCACAAAUGAAGAGGGAGAGGAUCACUUCCAGCGUAGAAGACAGCAGCUUCCGUUCAACGUGUCCACAGGAGAAGGAGUCCUCUAUGACCUUGAAACCUUUUCCAUCCCUCCCAGCCCCCAGGAUCCCCCCACAGACAAGCCACUGGAUCCCAGCUCCAUACUGGGGUCCUUAUGCCGCCAGGACCGGUCUCUGUACUCCCAGCCUCAGCUUCCCGCCACAGAACCCCACAUCUUCUCUCAUGCGGACGAUCAGGAGCCUGACCAAUCCCAGCAGACUUUGGAGCGGGCCUUCCUGGACAGCCACGCCCUGCUCAGCGUGCCGGGUCAGCUGUGCUCGCCUCAUGAGGAGAGGCCCUCCGUUGGAGACUUCACAUCACAGGCCAUGCUGGACUCGCUGGAGCAGAUCCUGGGAGACAUCGGGGACGGGGUCCUGGAAGGUCUGGAGGUUGAGCAGAGGGAGCUGAGGGAUUGGGAGAGCACCAUCCUAAGGAUGAAUCACCACAGGGAACUCGGUCACAUCCUGGCCAAUGACGUGUUCUCCUAUGUAGAGGAGGCGCUCAGGAGGGAGACGGGAGGAGACAUGAAGACCUCAGGAGUGGAAACACCUCAGCUUCCUGCUUCCAUGCCUUUAUACUCUUUACAGAAGAAUUCAACACUCUUUGACAGUGGACAGGAAGUUCUCACCAACACUCACUUGGGACACAUCUGGCCUGCUGGUGUUGCCGCGCACCACUGUGGCGACCACACACAGCCUGCACACUCCUGCCACCGAGAAACACCCACCCUCACCUGUCAGACCUGGCAUCCUUUGGAAGCAAACUCCCUUUCUACCCACACCGGGUACCACGCCCACCCUCCCCAGCGCACCGGGUACCACGCCCACCCUCCCCAGCACACCUCCUGGCCUCCGUUUCACCAGCACAACAUCAUGUCGCAGUCGACCAGCAGCUGCGUAUUUGAGCCUCCCCUCCCUCAGGCGGGUUCAAACUGCGCCUUCACCUGCCCGCAUGCGGUGGGAGGAGCACUGAACGCCGCUGCAGCUGAAGCACAGAUUCACACAGCUGUGCUCAAUCAUGUGAGCGACGAGAUCCCAGGACAGUCUUUUGGAAAGGGAUCAUUGCGGUCCACCUUCUUCUGCUGGAACGGUCCAGCUGAGAUUCCCAAAGCGUCCCUCAACCCGUACGUCUUUCCAGGUCAUCCUGCUGGAAGCGUCAACCUCUCCCAGAAGCCUGAGCCUCCCGUCUGAACCGUUAAGCGGACCGCCAGCAAAUAAAAGAGCCCUCUCUUUUCAAACGGGCUGUUGCUGUUUUAUGGCCUUUUUUCUGGAAUUCUGCUCAAGUGGUCCUCUCCAUCACGCGGAUCAGGAAGCACGUCGGAGCCAACAGGACCUGUGGCGGUCCAGACCAGAAGGAAACCUGUGGUGAUGUGAUGUGGUUUGGUUCUGUGAGCUUUGGAAUUACUUUGUUGGCUGCGCCAGGUUAGUUUUGUUGAAAACUCCAAUUGCUAAAUGAUCUGGCAGAUUUGAAAUAAUAAUAAUAUCAUACUAUAUGUAUAGUAUUCCACACAGUAAGAUGCCUUUACAAGCCAAAUCAUAUCACGACUUUGUACAAUGCCUCUUGUCAGUGCACUAAAGAAAACAUUUCACACUGAACGAAAGGAAUGUAAACAUUCGUUGUUGCUUGCAAAGCAUGCCUUUUCUACCUGAAAGCACUUCCUGUUUUGCUAUGUACCAAUGUACAUUUUUUAUUAUACAAAAUGGUCAUGGAGUUUGGAGUUUGUACACAUUGUAUAAUGACUGUAAAUAGAAAAUGUGAAUAAUAGAUGAAAGUGACAGAAACAUUGUAGAUAAGUACAGCAGAUACCCACACAUUACCAACUUUGCAUUUUACUAAAAUAUUUUGCACAGAAAUCUCAUUAACCGCGAGUCAGUAAAAAUGUAGAAAUAGCUGAUAAUACAGGUCAAAUGUACAGCAUGCGUGUGCCAAUUUAGAAAAAAGUUUGUAUUUAUGCUUCACUCAUCUUUUUUUCUUGUGUCAAAAAUAGACAUUUUAAUUAUU